Puntigrus tetrazona (Sumatra barb) is the source of this 1192-nucleotide messenger RNA. RefSeq names its product ribosome binding factor A (gene rbfa). The record is from RefSeq and is a predicted model, not a curated record. Gene Ontology annotation, biological process: rRNA processing. The coding region runs from base 71 to 1120 and encodes 349 amino acids. Lineage: Eukaryota; Metazoa; Chordata; Actinopteri; Cypriniformes; Cyprinidae. The transcript is spliced from 7 exons.
CUUCGCCCUCAGACAAAUGCAGUCGAUGCUGAAACUAGCGUGAGUGUAAAGAUAUAUUAAGCUGGUGAUCAUGCUGGCUGUCAGAAGAGUUGUUUGCUCCAAAGACUGCACAAUUAGUCGAUAUACGACGGCAUUAACCAGUGUGAUCCAUAAAAUGACAGUCCGGCCGGAGAGACAGAGUUUGUCCUUGGGUGGUAUGUUGAAAGAAAGUAACGUUGGUAUUCAUAGCUCAGCCUGUCUGUCUGGAGGCAAUAAACUGAUGAAGAUGUUGAACAAAAAGAAGAAGAAACAAUGGUAUGACUCUCCUCCGCAGGCCUCAGCGGUCAGUCAACUCAGCUUUCUGAAACCAUCAAAGCGAAGUAAAGAGGACAGUGUUCGUGUGAGGACUCUCAAUAUCAUCAUCUACAAAGCAGUGGUGGACUUGCUGAGCUCCUAUGAGCUCAACUCAGAGAUCAGUUCCCACAGUGUGCAGAUCUCCAAAGUUUCACUGUCACCAGAUUUCUCUGCUUGCCGAAUAUACUGGAAGACGAGUCAGUCAGCUCAACAAGACAGCCAUAUUCAGCAGGCUUUAAAUAAAUGUGCUCCUCGCAUACGGCACCUUCUGAUCUCUCACCAAAUCCUUGGCAAUGUUCCGCCUGUGGUUUUAAUCAGAGACAAACAAUAUGCUGCUGUCACUGAAAUCGACAACCUUCUCAAGAAGGCAGAUUUUGGUCUAGAUGAAGAUAACAUAAAUCAUUUAUCUACCAACAAUGUCGGGGCCAGACUGCAGCUGAUGGAAUCUGAAGACAUGAAAAGACCUGUUUUGUUCGGUGUGGAUCACGAUGCUCUGCACAAACAGAUCGAAGCCUAUAAACGAGAGAAGGGGGCAAGAGACACUCUCACGCAGAGUCCUGCCGCUGGAGGACUAACACAAGAGCAGCUGGAUGUGCUAGCAGAUAUAAGGAAGAAAAAACUCAUAGAGAAAAAGAAGAAAAAGUCUAAAUGGCUGAAGGAUAAUGAUAUCACUCCUAAGGACUUUCUGUUGUCCAGAAGCCUUCAAAAAGAGGACAAAGAGGAGAAGGAUGGUGAUGAGGACAGCCAGGUCACAGAGUUGAUGGAAGAGGACAACAGCAGACACUGAAAUCACAUCUUUUGGUUACUUGUUGUAUAGAAGUGGUUAAUAAAAAUAUUCAAGCUUAGGCGAAAAAGUAAA